AUGCAAUAUUGUGCAGGUUAGUAACACUGGGGUUGAGGCGUUUGUACCAGAAAAUAGAAGAAAAGUCAAUGUUACUGAAAAUUUGUAAUUACAUGUAACAACAAAUGCUGAAAAGAAAAUAGAAUACCUUAUUAUUUAUUUGAUAAAGUGCUCAACCUCAAGUAACUGCCCACCUCCAAUAACCCUCCACCUUAUAUGCAGAAAAAAAAUGAAUUAUCUCCUAACCUUGAAUAAGUGCCUACCCCAUACCAGCUAGAUUGAAGAAGACUAAGUUCUACUAAAUUAAGAGACCAAGUUUUCUUAGUACAGUAUUUUAAAGAAACUUUCAAUGAACAGUUAAAAAUCUGCUUUGGAACUCAAACAAAAUUACUCUAUCUCCAACAAAAUUACUUUUGGUGAAAACUGUGAGAAUUCAUUAAACAGCCAGCCCAAAUACACGUAUUAAAGUGACCAACUUGAAUAAUAGCCCACUCUCAAGGUGCAAAACUUUAGUGAGCACCCAGGCAAGGCACUUAAUCAAAUAAAUAUGGUAUUUUGUUAUGGGACCUCUUCAUUGUAGCGGUACAUGCAGUCACUUUUUCCAGUAGGUGUAGUGCUUGAUUUAUAAACACACAAGCUGUUUUAUAAAAACUGCUUUGACAAAAUAGAUUUGCAAUUAUUGAGAAUCUAUUUCAUACCAAUACAGCAUUACAUUUCAUUUCACCCUUCAUUAAUUCGGUUUUGCUUUUUCAAAAACACUGUAUCUCAGCUCCAGGUUUUGUCCAAAUUACCUUUAGUUAAAAUGUUUUGUGCAUUUAAGAUAGACAAUAUUAUUUUGAACUACUGUGCAAAUUAACCUUUUAAAAAAAUAAUGUAUGAAAUAGCUGCACGUAUGAUCUGGAGAUAGUUUAUCUACAGUGCAUAUGUAAACUGCUUUUAAUAGACCUUUUUACCGAUACAGCAGCCAUAUUGAAUUAAUUCGAUUUAAGGAGUAUUAUAGGAUGGCCAGGGGGCAUGAGCACAUUUAGUUUGUAUUUUGGAGUGCUUUUCGGGACAUUUUUUCGCAAAGUUUUCUUAGAAUAAGAUUGUAAUGGGAAAAAAGAUCCUUGUGCCCUGUUUGGAUGUAAUAAUGAUCGCCUUUUUCUAGUUUAGCAUUAGAAAUAUGGUCUUUCACCGUAUAUUUCUUUUGAAAAAGGUGAUCAUGAUUACAUCCAAACACGGCACAAGGAUCUUUUUUCCCACUAGAAUCUUAUUCUAAGAAAACUUUAAGAAAAAAAUGUCCCGAAAAGUGCAAAAUACAAGCGAAAUGUGCUCAUGUCCCCUGGGCAUCCUAUAACACUCCUUAAAUUGAAUUAAUUCAAUAUGGCCACCGUAUCGGUAAAAAGGUCUAUUAGUACCCUUAUUUUGUUCGGCUGUUGAUAAUAAUAAUGUUAUUGAGGACAAUCACCUGUCUUUUUCCUUCAAUUCCCAAUUUAUUUUUGUGCAUGCUUCACAGCAGGUAUGUCAAUGCCAGAAAUUUCAAACCCGUUGAAUUUUUUGGGUGGCAACAAGCUACCUUAAACUUCAAAGACACUUUGGAGGAUUCUUGCUGAUCUCAGCAAGACUGUUCUUUGAAGUGCAGUGCCAACUCAAUCCCAGAAUUAUUUAUGUUUUUUCAGUUAAACCUCCAGGUCUUCAGAAUAGUACCCAGUGCUCCAAAACAAAAGGGGCAACUUUUACACCUUCAUCUUCCACAAGUAGUAUCUUCAUGCCAGAUGAAGAUACUAAGUCUUGUUUUGUUGACUAUACUUGUUGUUGAUCUCUUGUUCGAUGUCCACCCUUUUGUCACAAGGACAUGCAAUAUUAGUGAUGAGGCAAUUUUUGUUCUGUUGGUCCACACACGAUGUCAAGGCGAUUGUGAUCCAGUUUCAUUUCUGUUUAUAUACAGAAAUCCGAAAGAAAUUUGAAAGUGUUAUUAUCCUUAACAUCACAUUAUUAUUAUCAUUAUUAUUGUUGUGGUUGAGGAUGUUAUUAUAAGCAUGGGUAGUAAAGAGGUUCAUACACAUGUACAAAAACAAGCUACCUUAACCACUAUUUUGGGCACUAAUUUGUGGUUAUUGCUCACUUUUUUCAAUGACUGUGCUUUGCAGAUUUUAGUAAAACAGAUGAAGGUGCGAACAGAUGGUUGAGGAGACCCUGCAGCAGCUAGAUGCCAGCUCCUUGGUUAAUUCUUCGAAACCCCAGAGUUUAAGGAGAUCCACCUACAAGCCAACCACCCUUUAGUUCACAUGCAUGGCCAUUGUCGUUGAUUAGCAGUGGAGCUAGUUGUCACACCAGUACAUCCUCCUCCACUGCAGCCUCCCUCCCCACAUUCUCCUUUACUUUAAGGAGUGACAGUGAUGAUGAACAUAGGAUGGAGAAUGGAUGGAUUACUAUCUAG
Messenger RNA from Porites lobata, 2398 nucleotides. The record is from the annotation of a GenBank genome assembly. NCBI's taxonomy places the organism in Eukaryota, Metazoa, Cnidaria, Anthozoa, Scleractinia, Poritidae.